Molecule: messenger RNA, 1019 nt
Organism: Euleptes europaea (tarantolino)
Lineage: Eukaryota; Metazoa; Chordata; Lepidosauria; Squamata; Sphaerodactylidae
Gene: CTSS
Product: cathepsin S
Exons: 7
Coding region: 1-999 (332 amino acids)
Biological process (GO): immune response
Cellular component (GO): lysosome
Molecular function (GO): cysteine-type endopeptidase activity
Source: RefSeq, a predicted model, not a curated record
AUGGAAUUGUGGCCCUGGGUCCUCCUGGCAUAUGCCGCCUUCGUGUCUGCAAGCUGGCAGAAGGACACCAUGCUGGACAGCCACUGGGAGCUUUGGAAGAAAAAAUACAGCAAGGAAUACAGAAGCGAGAAAGAGGAAGAGAACCGUCGUAUGACUUGGGAAAAGAACGUGAAAUUAAUCACAUUGCAUAAUCUGGAGCAUUCUCUGGGGCUUCACUCCUAUGAGCUUGGCAUGAAUCAUCUUGGUGAUAUGACUAGUGAGGAAGUAACUGCUCUGCUGACGGGACUGACACUUCCUCGCUCAUGGAACCAGAACUCUACAUAUUUCAAGUCAAAGCCAGAGGUCAUAAUCCCCGAUUCCAUAGACUGGAGGGAUAAAGGAUGCGUCACAGAGGUGAAGAGCCAGGGUGCUUGCGGUUCCUGUUGGGCUUUUAGUUCUGUCGGGGCUCUGGAAGGCCAGUUAAAACUCAAAACCGGAAAACUGAUCUCUCUCAGUCCACAGAACCUUGUGGAUUGCUCCAGUAUGUAUGGAAACCAUGGAUGUAACGGAGGCUUCAUGACCAAAGCUUUCCAAUAUAUCAUUGAUAAUAAAGGUAUUGACUCCGAAGCAUCCUACCCGUACACAGGCCAGGCAGGACCGUGCCGUUAUAACCCAGCUGCUCGAGCGGCCACCUGUUCUAGAUACGUUGAACUCCCAAAUUCUGAUGAAGCAGCCUUGAAGGUUGCUGUUGCAACUGUCGGUCCUAUAUCUGUCGCUAUAGAUGCAACUCAUGAAACGUUCUUUCUGUAUAAGUCAGGAGUAUAUGAUGAUCCACAUUGCUCUCAGGAAGUGAAUCAUGCAGUUCUUGUAAUAGGAUAUGGAACGCUGGAUGGCAAAGACUAUUGGCUUGUGAAGAACAGCUGGGGCCAAUAUUUUGGUGACAAAGGAUACAUUCGGAUUGCAAGGAAUCGUGGGAAUCGGUGCGGCAUUGCCACAUGGGGCUGCUAUCCAGUUAUUUAGAGAGGCAUGUCCACUCUGCA